AUGCCUCCCAGAAGGCCGGCGCCGCUUUCUGAUGAUGCACUGAAUGGCAGGACCUGUGCAAAUGCCACACUGCUUGGUGCGACCAACAAUGGUGUACCACUGCCGGUCAAGAACACCUUCAUAGACGUGCCUUCAGGACUCACGCCUUCGGCGAUGAAGCUGGACAAGCCGUAUCAUCCCAUGCUGACUGCGCCAGCCGACCUCAUUCACGGACCUGGGUACCUGCAGAGGACCCUGGCGGCCUGCACCCUAGCGAUGCCCUCGCCAGUGGGCCAUCAGGGUGUCCCUGCCUCGCCGGCCACUGGGGUGGCGAAUGGACGGCGUAAUUUGCAGUGCACCCAGAGAAGACUGUGA
Effrenium voratum is the source of this 354-nucleotide messenger RNA. Lineage: Eukaryota; Dinophyceae; Suessiales; Symbiodiniaceae. The record is from the annotation of a GenBank genome assembly.